Messenger RNA from Benincasa hispida (wax gourd), 357 nucleotides. The record is from RefSeq and is a predicted model, not a curated record. NCBI's taxonomy places the organism in Eukaryota, Viridiplantae, Streptophyta, Magnoliopsida, Cucurbitales, Cucurbitaceae.
AUGUCGUUGACUUCUACCUUGGAAGUAGAAUUGUUUGACGUUUGGGGCAUAGACUUCAUGGGCCCCUUUCCAGGACCUAGAGGCCACCAAUAUAUUUUAGUAGUUGUGGAUUACGUCUCCAAAUGGGUGGAGGCCAUCUUUUACGCCAAGAAUGAUGUGAUCAUGGUGGCUAAGUUUCUCAAAAAGAACAUUUUCAUGAGAUUUGGCAUGCCCCGUGCAUUAAUCAGCGAUGAAGUGGAGUUAGGCAGCAAGGAUGGGAGCAACAUCUUCAAGGUCAAUGGUCAACGCAUAAAGCCCUACUAUGGGGGCUUGGUGGAUCACAACAAAGAAACCAUUGACCUAGCUGGGCAAGCGUGA